GCUAGGGUAGCCCCAACCUUGAAGUUGCAGUUCUCCGUGUUGCCAAUGGCACUGCUGUUCCACUUACUUCUUUGGGUCCAGGUAGCUGAAGGUCAGGGCACGGAAGAGCCUGACCUGUUACACCAUGGCUGUUCGGAGGGGAGCUGCUACCCAGCCACAGGGAAUCUUCUCAUUGGGAGAGCCCAAAACUUGAGUGCGACCUCAACGUGUGGCCUGGAAGGGCCUCAGGAGUACUGCAUUGUCAGCCAUCUCCAGGACUCUGAGAAAUGCUUCACAUGUGACUCACGCUCACCAUCAUUACGUGAGAGCCACCGGAUUGAGAAUGUCAUCUACCUAAGUGGCCAGGAUGGAGAGCAGACAUGGUGGCAGUCUGAGAAUGGUGUAGAACAAGUCAGCAUCCGUCUGGACCUAGAAGCUGAAUUCCAUUUUACUCACCUUAUAAUGAAGUUUAAGACAUUCCGCCCAGCAGCCAUGUUGAUAGAACGUUCGUCAGAUUUCGGGCACACUUGGAAGAUUUAUCGCUACUUUGCCUUCAACUGCUCCAAGCUCUUCCCUGGCAUCCCUACCCAGGUCCCAACGCAUGUCAACCAGGCCGUGUGUGACCAGAGAUACUCUGAGAUUGAGCCUUCCAGUCACGGCGAGGUGAUUUUCAAAGUGCUGGACCCAGCUGUCAAAGUAGAGGAUCCCUAUAGCAGAGAAAUCCAAGAUCUUUUGCGUGUCACCAAUCUGCGAGUAAAUUUCACAAAGCUGCACACUCUGGGUGACAACCUGCUGGACUCACGUCAUCAGGUGCUGCAGAAAUACUACUAUGCCGUGUACGAGAUGGUGCUGCGUGGAAGCUGCUUCUGCUAUGGACAUGCCUCUGAGUGUGCCCCCUUGACUGGUGGGUCAAGCAGAGUGGAUGGCAUGAUCCACGGGCGAUGUGUCUGCAAACACCACACCAAAGGGCUCAACUGUGAGUUCUGCAAAGACUUCUACCAGGAGUUGCCGUGGAGACCAGCAGAGGCCCAUGACCCACAUGCUUGCAAAGAGUGUAACUGCAACGAGCACUCGCACAGGUGCCACUUCGACAUGGCUGUGUACCUGGCCACGGGCAACACCAGUGGUGGGGUCUGUGAUGAGUGCCAGCACAACACCAUGGGCCGCCACUGCCACCUCUGCAAGCCGUUCUACUACCGCAACCCACUGGCUGACAUCCGUGCAACCACCGCCUGUAUCCCAUGCGAUUGCGACCCAGUGGGCUCCUUGGAUGGCGGGGUAUGCGACAGUCACACCGACGUGAUGCUGGGCAUGAUCGCUGGGCAGUGUCGCUGCAAAGAGAACGUCAAAGGCGUGCGUUGUGACAGCUGCAAAGAAGCCUUCUAUGGACUGAGUCGCAAUGACCCUCUGGGGUGCCAGCCCUGCAGGUGUGACCCUCGUGGGAUCAUUGCAGGAAGCAGCCCCUGUGACCACAUCAGUGGCGACUGCUAUUGCAAACGUUUUGUCACCGGACGAUACUGCAACCAGUGUCUGCCUGAAUAUUGGGGGCUGAGCUAUGACAUGACCGGCUGCCGCAGUUGUGCUUGUGAUUUUGGAGGUGCCUACAGUAACAGCUGCUCUAUGGAUGAUGGACAGUGCCCGUGUCGGCCCCAUCUCAUGGGACGCCAGUGUGACGAUGUGCAGCCUGGUUUUUUCUGUAUGCCCCUGGACUACUAUAUGUAUGAAGCAGAGCAUGCUACUGGUCUGGCACCAACCCAUCAGGGUCUGCCGGGUGUUUUGCGGCCUGAGGCCCCUAUGGACUGUGUGGAAUAUUACAACGGGGUCCAGAAUGGGCGCAAAGUGAGAUUGCGACGCCAGCAUUCCACAAUACGGCUCUUACAACAGCGAGGAGCACUUCGUAGAGCCCGGCAACUUCAGCAAAAGCCUGAUGUGGAAAUCAUGCAGCGCGAGCACACAGGUCACAUGAUUACAUGGACUGGUCCAGGCUUUGCCCGCGUACGGGAUGGAGCUGGCUUAGCCUUCCACAUUGACAAUAUUCCCUACCCCAUGGAGUAUGACAUCUUGUUACGCUAUGAGCCUGAGUCCACAGAGGAUUGGGAAGCUGUCAUCAGUGUCACCUCACAGGCUUUACCUGUGAGCCCGCGGUGUGGCAACGUGCUACCCUCUGAGCAAAUGUAUCGACAGAGUCUUCCGCACAGUUCCAGGUAUGUGCUUCUGCCACGGCCUUUCUGCUUUGAACCUAGGAACCGUUACGAGAUCACUGCGCGGUUCCAGCGGGCAGGUGUGACACAACGCCAUCCCGCAGCCUUCAUCCUUGUUGACUCGCUGGUUCUUUUGCCGCGUGUGACAGAGCUUCCUGGUCUCCAUGGCAAUGAUCCGGCAGCGGUGGAGCGUCGGGAGGCCCUAGAGCGCUACACCUGCCUGGAGGCAUUCCGCAUGGCCACCAUGCCUGACCUGGCCGAGACCUGCGCCCGCCUGCUCUGCAGCAUCUCUGCCCUGAUGCACGAUGGAGCCCUGCCCUGUCAGUGUGAUCCCCAGGGCUCUACCAGCAGUGUCUGCCACAAACUGGGCGGACAGUGUCAAUGUAAACCCAAUGUGAUGGGUCAGCGCUGUGAUCAGUGUGUCCCAGGCACCUACGGAUUUGGACCCUACGGCUGCAGUUCCUGUGCCUGUUCCCCUGAGGGCUCUAUUUCCAGGAUCUGCGACCCGGUAAGUGGACAGUGCCGGUGCCAGCACGGCACAGUAGGACGUCCGUGUGAUCAGUGCCCACCAGGGCACUGGGGCUUCCCAAGUUGCCGGCCCUGUCACUGCAAUGGGCACUCGGAAGAAUGCGACUCGCACACCGGAGCCUGCCACCAGUGCCGUGAUUACACAGCCGGCCGUCACUGUGAGAGGUGCUUGGAUGGUUACUAUGGCGACCCCGUCUUGGGAUCAGGGCAGCAGUGUCGGCCGUGCCCUUGUCCUGGGUAUCCAGGCUCCAGGCAGUAUCAUGGCCUUUCCUGUUACACUGAUAGGGAGACGAACCAGAUUGUUUGCCUGUGCGCUCCAGGUUAUACAGGCCCACGUUGUGACCGCUGCUCCCCUGGCUAUUUUGGAGCCCCUCAGCUGGAGGAUGGAGCCUGCCGCCCUUGUCAGUGCAACAACAACAUUGACACCAGUGACCCUGAGGCCUGUGACCCCCACACUGGCCAGUGCCUGCGCUGCCUUUACCACACGGGAGGACCCCGCUGUGCCGAGUGCCAGCCCGGUUACUAUGGAAAUGCAUUUCAGCGGAGUUGCCGACGUUGUACCUGUAAUGAGCAAGGCACACUGCUCACACACUGUUCCAAAGGCAUUUGCCACUGUGACCGAACGACAGGAAAUUGCCCCUGCCGGGCCAAUGUGGUGGACAAGAAUUGCGACCGAUGUGCUCCUAAUUUCUGGGGCUUUGGCAGUGACUUGGGUUGUCAGCCAUGCAACUGUGACCCUGCCCAUUCAUUACGUUCAGACUGCAAUAUGUUCACAGGGCAGUGCCACUGCCAGGCGGGCUUUGGAGGACGUGUUUGCUCUGAAUGCCAAGAAGAUCACUGGGGUGAUCCCGAACAGGAGUGUUUAGCUUGUGAAUGUGACCCUGCAGGGUCUGAGAGUCUGCAGUGUGACCACCUUACUGGACAGUGUCCAUGCCGUGAUGGCUUUACAGGGCAGCGCUGCGAUCAGUGCCUGCGUGGCUUCCGGCAGAACUUUCCCCGUUGUUCUCCCUGCCACCCUUGCUUUGGUCAGUGGGAUGGGGUCCUGAGCCAGCUCUGGGAGCAGCUGCAAUGCCUGCAGGAUGCCGUGCAGGCCCUGAAAGAGGGUGGCCCCAUCCCUGAAGCCAGCAACAACCGCAUGCGCCAUCUGGAGAACAGCCUCGGCCACGUAGAGCAGCUGCUUGGGGAUGGCAGCAGUCCAAGCACCCCUCUACUGCACCAACUCAGUAGCCUUCUGGCAGAUAUCAGGGCAGACAUGGAUGAGCUGUGGCAACAGCUGCAAGCCACCGAUUCAAACCUGGAUGGCACAGAAAAAGAAGCUACAGGGCAGAGGAGCCGCUUGAAUAAGCUGAGCCGAGAGCUUGGGGAGCUGAACCGCACGGUCAGCGACCUCAGCCGCCAGAUGGGGAAGAUGACAAACGCCAGCUUCAAUGAGUCUUUCCGUAGCAUCUCGGAGUCCUUCCAGUUGUCAGAGCAAGCCCAGCGGCGAGCCAAUGCCUCCGUUCAAGGAGCCAGAAGCCCGCUGGGCCACGCCAAACGCACACGCCAGGCCACCACCGACCUGUUGAGACGUAAGGGGGACGCGUUUAACAAGACCGCCGCCGCUCACCAGAAAUCACUGCUUAACAUCCAGGGAGACGUCCGUGGCCUCGGUUUAAGUGGCAUCAAUGAGAAAAUCUGCGGUGCUUCUGUAGAGGGAGGCUGUGAACUGUGUGGAGGAGCUUCCUGUAAGGACAGCGAAGGUCAGCGGCACUGUGGGGGCCCUGGCUGCAUAGGAGCGCUGCCUGUGUCUACGGAUGCCCUGUCUACGGCCCAGAAUAUCUCGUACCGCUUGGAGACUAUGGCGAGGCAACUGGGCACCAUCGCUAGCAAGGUGCAGGAAAUCCAGGAUUUGGCUCAGGAUGCCAGGAGUCGUGCCCAAAACACUUUGGGACGCGCUCAAGGUACCCAAAGCCGCGUGGAGAAGUCAACGGCCAAGCUCAGAGAAUUCAUUCAGAAGAUAAAGGACUUCCUAGCAGAGGAAGGAGCUGAUCCUGAGAGCAUUGAACUUGUGGCCCAGCAAGUCCUGAAUAUCUCCUUGCCCAGCAGCCCCACUCAGAUCAGCAAUCUGAUUAAGGAGAUCCGGGACAGAAUUGGGCAGCUGGAUGGAGUGGACAUCAUCCUGAAUUGCACAAUGCAGAAUCUGACCCAUGCAAAGGAGCUACUGGUGAAUGCACAAAAGGCUAAAGAGCGAGCAGAGAGUGUUGAGGCAACCAUCACAGAAACACGCUCAGCACUAGGAAGUGCAAAGGAGAAAGUGAGCACAGCAGAGCGAGCAAUGAAGAAUGCUAAAGAGGCCAUCCGCAAUGUGGAGAGCAGAGUCAAACAGGCUGAGAACCAGCUGCAGGCACUGGCCAAUAAGGAGCUCCAGGCAGAAAGACAUCUUGCAGGGCUAGCGCAGGAUGUGGCCACCUUGCAGAAGAAGUCUGAGGCCAAUCGGCAGCUGGCCGAAGAGGCCAGGGGAAAAGCUGAGCGUGCUACCACUGCUGCAGGCAGACUAGAAAGGGAGGUGGAGAAAGUGAUGCUGAGAUACCAGAAGUUGCAAGAUGAACUGGGGGCUCAACCUCAGGAUGUACUGCUCAAGCUGAAAACCUUGAGGGAUGAAGCCCAGAAUCUCCUAGACAAGGCCAACAGCAGCAAGAGGAAGCUGGAAGAAUUGGAGGGGCUCUUUGAGACCAAUGAAAAAGAAAUGAAGGACAAGGCAAACCACCUGCAGGAACUGGAGAAACAAGUGAGCGACCUUCUACAGUAUAUCCAGGACAAAGCCACCGCCUAUGCUACUUGCUAGGUUCAUGGUUUCUGUCCCCAGCCUGUUCGGCUUCAUUCCUGCCAGCUUUGGACUCUACGUGGUAGGGCCCUUCAAUAUGCAUCUUUGACUGGCUCCUAUCUCUGGGGCUUUGGCCGUAGAUCCAGGACCAUAAUGUAACUCCGUUCAUUUCAUUUUUAGCUGAUAGUCCCAGUGGGUACAAUCUGGGAUCAAGCAUAUCAGGGUGAUUCUAGCGUCAGUAUCUCAUAGAUGCAUACAUUUGUGUUGUGUCUAAUCCAUGUUCUAUCCCACGUCUUUGGAAAAAUGAGAAAUGCUUGUCUCUGAGUGUAUCUGUUAGAAAGAGAGAAAGAUUACGUCCAACCCUGCACCAUGUAAUAGUUUUCUUCUGGGCAGCCUCUUCCAUGGGCUCUUUUAUUGUAGCAACUAUUCCUGUAGCAACCAUGUACAGUGGAUGUUCAUAGAAACAGACUCCUACCUGUGUUGUUAAAAAUCUAGUUAUAGGUUGUCUGUAACUUUCAAAUUCUUCCUGUAUGCUGUCUCUUCAACCCCUGAGAAAGAUGUUCUUGGACUACAACACCUGGAAAUCCUGGCCAGCACAGCUAGUGGUUGCAGUCCAAGAACAUCUGGGGACAUGUGGUUAAGAACCACUGAGCUAGACAGAAGCUGUCACUGCCAGCAUCUCCUCUAAAAGCAGUAAUGAGGAAAAGCCUGUCCUAUUACUCUCAAGAUUUGGAGUUUCUGCCUA
This is a messenger RNA of Pogona vitticeps (central bearded dragon), 6256 nucleotides long. The record is from RefSeq and is a predicted model, not a curated record. Lineage: Eukaryota; Metazoa; Chordata; Lepidosauria; Squamata; Agamidae.